CAUACCGGGUGAGGAAAGGGAUGACCAGGUGAUGCAUAAAGAUGAACUGCGAUGUGCUUCAAAAGAGCACCGUUCUCAUCGCACGUCGUGCACAAUACCUCCUCCUGAACAACCCUUAAAUGCUGCCUCAACAUCACAUCACCCAUCUCGAUUCCAUGUCCAAAAAUCAAAAGUUGAUUUCGGAACGAUCGACGACUCAAUCGAUCGUGAGUUCGAAUGUAAUCAUUUCCUGUUCAAUGAUUACUUCAAAAACGAUAAUUCUAUUGACAAUCUGAACGACCAGCAAGCGUUAUUCAGUCCUUAUGAUGUACUUAUGCGAUUGCAAUUCCCCUUCAAAAAGAAUCGUCGUACUCAUUCACAUUUUCUCAAAUUCAAGAAUUAUUGGGAAAACUAUUCCUUCUAUGCGAUUUGGCGCAAGAAAUUCAUCGAAGAUCAUUGCUGCGAUGAGCAGGAUAUCUGGAAGGAGUUCUUCAUCGCAUCCGUACCGCACCUCAUAAUCAAUCUCUUUCUCGUUCUGUACGUUAUCGGUGGUGCUGUCAUAUUUCAAAUCGUCGAUGAGAGUAUCCGUCAAAAUCCAUUUCAUAUGAACGUAGUUGCUGCUGAUGAACGAAGAUUACCAGUAGGGGUGGUUGUGGGUCUAUUGUUGACACAUUCGAUGAUCGGCGGUGUAUUAUUCCAUCUGUGGAUCGAUCAUAUGCCCAUCAUUCCAGCCAUUUAUUUCAGUUUUGUGUCAAUAACGACGAUUGGAUACGGCGAUAUAACACCGACUCCGAGUAGUGCCUUUCAAACGUUCAUUAUCAUUUGUUACUUGUCGAUCGGAAUGGUCAUAAUGUCGACAUUUGUAGCAGCGUUGUAUAAUUAUUUACGGCGAUUACAUUACUUGGGACGUAAUUUCAGUGGUGCGGCUAAUGUAGAGGUGUGGUUUGGAGGAACCAGGAUGUCCAUCACUGAACUGUUGCAUAUCGUUGCUGAUCAAUUCGACGUGAGCAUUCAUUACUGUUCCACUUAG
Anisakis simplex (herring worm) is the source of this 1009-nucleotide messenger RNA. Lineage: Eukaryota; Metazoa; Nematoda; Chromadorea; Rhabditida; Anisakidae. The record is from the annotation of a GenBank genome assembly.